CUUCAUAUAUCUUCUUUUGGCAACUGAGAAACUUCAAAGUGAAAAAUGUUGCUUGCCAAAUUAUGCUGAACUCACAGUUUCUUCUUGAAGUGAGACAUGUGCAGAACUAGUUUAUGCUUAUCAGCAGCUGACACCUUAGCAGCGCCUCUUGCAGCACAUAAAAUAUUCUUACACCUUGGCAACUAAGUAGGUGCCAUCGAGAACCUUUAAGUAGAGCCCUCCAAGCGGCUGGUCAGCUCAGUUGCUCGCGUAUCGUUCAAGCCAACAGUUCUGAAAAGUGUUGAGUGGAAGACAGCUAACUGCAAUUGCUACUGGCCCAGAACUGGUUUCUCGCAUCUCUCAAUCUCGCUCAGAAUGUUGAAGCUGUCGUCGUUGAUGUUGUUAACGUUUAGCGUGUUGCACGUUCAAAUGCAGCCGCUGCAGCAAGAGCCAGAGGAAAAUGAAUCGUCUCGUGCGCUCUACGAUCAACGCCAGACGGGCAAAUACAAUAUACACGUGAGCAUCAAGGAUGUGGCCAUCAUAGAGGUGGAUCAAAAUGAGCUGGCCGAUGAAUCGUAUAAUGAGGACGACGAUGAUUACUACUAUGAUGACAGUGCGCUGACCAUUAAGCCCAUCAAGUUUACCACCGAAGCCAGCACAGCAGCAACAGCAGCAACAACAACAACAACGGAAACAGCAACAUCAUCCGCAGAACCAUCAAGCACACCUACAGCAAGUCAGCCAACAACUGUCGCUACUGCUGCUGCGUCGAUACCAACGCCCAGCAGCAAUAUGAGCUCCUAUAGCGCUCAGCUCUUGGCGGACAUUGCAGCGACGCAACGAUUGCGUCCCAAGGCGAACAAUUUAAUUAUUAUGGAGACGCCCAUAGGCGGCUCGUCAACGCUGUUGCCCAAAUGGUUGCAUGCGCGCUCCAAAGAUGAGCCCCUAACGACAACGACAACAACAAAAACAACAUCAAGAACACCGAUCGCUGCAGCUCCAACUGCCCCGUACUAUCCCCCGCGUAUAGAGUAUACGCCCGCUCAAGGUCAUGAUUCGCCCAUAUUCAAGGUCAAAGUGCAACGUGCCGCACCAGCUGAGACGACCGCACGCUGUCGCGCCCAUCAGUUCCGCGAUGCGCAGGGCAAAUGCCGCACCAAACGCAACUCUGGUUCCAUCUUAAGAAAGCUGUUCAGCAUGCUGGUGUCGCUGCCCUUUGCCGGCAAUCGUCAUGCUCAUGGACAUGGUCUUCAGAUCUCGCCUUAAGCUCUGC
Molecule: messenger RNA, 1252 nt
Organism: Drosophila hydei
Lineage: Eukaryota; Metazoa; Arthropoda; Insecta; Diptera; Drosophilidae
Product: endochitinase A
Exons: 3
Coding region: 355-1245 (296 amino acids)
Source: RefSeq, a predicted model, not a curated record